Molecule: messenger RNA, 3810 nt
Organism: Ictidomys tridecemlineatus (thirteen-lined ground squirrel)
Lineage: Eukaryota; Metazoa; Chordata; Mammalia; Rodentia; Sciuridae
Gene: Lpar4
Product: lysophosphatidic acid receptor 4
Biological process (GO): phospholipase C-activating G protein-coupled receptor signaling pathway; positive regulation of Rho protein signal transduction
Cellular component (GO): plasma membrane
Molecular function (GO): lysophosphatidic acid receptor activity
Source: RefSeq, a predicted model, not a curated record
UAAGGAAAAACUUCUUCAGUCCAGUGAUUGGUGACUAAGGGAACGGUGGAGCACAGGGGAUUGGGCGGGAUCUCGGCUCCUAAUAAUGCCUCCUUAUCCAAUGAAAAGCAUUUCCUAUUGAGACCCCCAAGAGUUCCCCCGGCCCUGGGCUCCAGCCCGGACUUUGGGCCUUUUCUUGUGUCCUGUUUGUUAAAGGCAUGCCGGCUACAGCAUUAAAGAGGGCCGGUUCUUAACAAAGGGAAAGAGAUAAAUGUAAAUAAGCUCACAUUUUCAGAAUGAGCGGUUUACUGUAAGCUGCGGCAGCCCAGAGUCUGCUACUUUGGGCUGGGCUAACCUUUCCCUGUAAAAAAAAAAUAAUGGAUAAAAAUAUGCACUUCCAAAGUGCGAGUUGCCCGUUUACAUGUUUAUUAGCUAAUUGUCUACAGGCAUGAGCACACUCUCUCAUCUAGCACACUCUUUUUUGGGGAAUACUGCUUUCUGGAGGAGUGUGAAAACUAUUCUCCUUAAUAUUAAGCACCUGUUGGAGGAAAUUCCUAACUACAGUGCCUCCAGAAAGUUUAUUGAGUACUCAUAUCUGAGAUAAAAUUGCUGCCAGAAUUUAAACUAAUGUGGAGGAAAGUAUUUCCUACCAGUCCCUAGUCUCAGAGUGGUGAACCCCUGCAGCUAGCAGGCCUUCUGAAAAAAAUCCAUGGGUGACAGAAGAUUCAUUGACUUCCAAUUCCAAGAUUUAAAUUCAAGCCUCAGACCCAGGUUGGGCAAUGCUACUACCAAUAAUACUUGCAUUGUUGAUGAUUCCUUCAAAUAUAAUCUGAAUGGUGCUGUCUACAGUGUUGUAUUCAUCCUGGGUCUGAUAACCAACAGUGCUUCUCUGUUUGUCUUCUGCUUUCGCAUGAAAAUGAGAAGUGAGACCGCUAUUUUCAUCACUAAUCUGGCCCUCUCUGAUUUGCUUUUUGUCUGUACCCUACCCUUCAAAAUAUUUUACAACUUCAACCGGCACUGGCCUUUUGGUGACACUCUCUGCAAGAUCUCUGGGACUGCAUUUCUCACCAAUAUCUAUGGGAGCAUGCUCUUUCUUACCUGUAUUAGUGUGGAUCGUUUUCUGGCUAUUGUCUAUCCCUUCCGAUCUCGUACCAUUAGGACCAGGAGGAAUUCUGCCAUUGUGUGUGCUGGUGUCUGGAUUCUGGUCCUCAGUGGUGGUAUUUCAGCAUCUUUGUUCUCCACCACGAAUGUCAACAAUGCAACCACCACCUGCUUUGAGGGCUUCUCCAAAAGGGUCUGGAAGACUUAUCUGUCCAAGAUCACAAUAUUUAUUGAAGUUGUGGGGUUUAUCAUUCCUCUGAUACUGAAUGUCACUUGUUCUUCUGUGGUGCUAAGAACCCUCCGCAAGCCUGCUACUUUGUCUCAAAUUGGGACCAAUAAGAAAAAAGUGCUGAAGAUGAUCACAGUGCAUAUGGCAGUCUUUGUGGUAUGCUUUGUACCCUAUAAUUCUGUUCUCUUCCUGUAUGCCCUGGUGCGCUCCCAAGCUAUUACCAAUUGCUUGUUGGAAAGGUUUGCAAAGAUAAUGUAUCCAAUUACCUUGUGCCUUGCAACUCUGAACUGUUGCUUUGACCCUUUCAUCUAUUAUUUCACUCUUGAGUCCUUUCAGAAGUCCUUCUACAUCAAUACCCAUAUCAGGAUGGAGUCCCUGUUUAAGACUGAAACACCUCUAACCACAAAGCCUUCCCUUCCAGCUAUUCAAGAGGAAGUUAGUGAUCAAACAACCAAUAAUGGCGGUGAAUUAAUGCUAGAAUCUACUUUCUAGGUACAAGAAUUGUCUUCUGGUCCAGAUACAGUUUCUCCUAUGAUUUUUUUUAUGCUAAGAUUUUGAAGCUAAUGAUACUGAGUAUAGAUCAGUGUACCAAAUACAGUCAGAUGCAUUUGUUUGAACAUUUAAUGUAAUAUGCUGUUUUGUUCAGUAAUUAUAGGUCAAGUCUAAUUACAACAACUGAAACAGAUCACCAGACUCUUCUGCUGGGUUGGAAUUUCAUGGUAUCAUGUUAUGUAAGUGGCCAGUGGCCUUCACUUUAGUGAUACACAGAUUACUUUAAACUUCUAAAAACCUAUUUCCAUUCCAUUGAUUUUGGUAAUUGGGUUGGGCCUAUAAAUAUAGAACAAAUUCAGGGAUUAUUUAAAAAAAGGUUAUAUUACUACUGAUAUAUGCUAAUCUUUUUCUUCUUGUUUGAAUUGUCAUUCAAUUUAUUUUAACACAAGAACGUAUCUUAUCCUAAUAUUAUUAAUAAGAAAUGUGUCCAAUUUUAAAGAAUUGGUAAAAAUUAUUAUGCUAAUUUUGUUAAAUUAUGCUAAAUUUGUAUUUGAUAAUUUUGAAAACAGAAAAGAAAAAGUAUUUUCAUGUAUAUGGUUGGGGAGAAUUAGAAAAUUAACAAAAUUUACACAUUUAUAAUCACAAACAGUGUCAAUUUUUAAAACUUUUCUUUUUAUACUACAUAAAGAUUUUUGUAUGAAAAUUCUAAGCCAGAAAGCUGCUACCUAUGUGCCUGGCAGGUGCAAAAUGGAAAAUCACAUAGAAAAAAAAAAAAAAAACAACGAAACAUCAAUAAAGAAAACCUAAGCAACACUAACAUUUUUUUCUUAAUACUUAUAAUUACCUUUCUUUUGAGGGUCUGAGUUGUAUAAAAUAUUUAUUCUCCAUAUGAAUUUGUUUUAAUUUUUUUAUUUGUUUUAAUUAGUUAUACAUAAUCCAUAUGAAAUUUUGGGGCACAAUGCAACCAAAAAGCUGUUGCAGUUGUGCCCAGGUCGGGAGCGAAUUGAAAAAAAAUGAGAAAAUAAUAACAAUAAUAACAAAAAAAUUGUAUAUUUGCAGUUAUUUGGGGGUGGGAGGUGGUAGGGACCUGUAACUUUAAAAUACUUAUUGCUUUCCUAUUAAAUUUUGGAGCACAGUGUAGCCAGGGAGCUACUGAGUUUGUGCCCAGGUUGGGAGCAAAUUGAAAAAAAAAUGUAUAUAAACUAAAUAAAAACAAAAAACAAAAAAAGAAAAAAAGCACAAAAUAAAAAAAAAGACAAAAAAACCCCACGAAAAUAGUUCCUAACAUUUGUGUUACUGUUUUAUAUAUUUUUGAAUCACUGUAAAUUUAAAAAUAGGUUAUUUGUAUGGAUUUUUUUUAUCAAAAUUCAACUAAAAAUCUGUUAAGUUUUUGCCUUGAUCAGGAAUAAACAGGAAAAAAAAACUGACAUAAGACUAAAAAAUAUUAGAACAAGCAAAACAAACACAGAAAAAAAUUUAGAACCUGCACUGUUUUUGAGCAUCUGUAAAAUUUUAAAAGUACUGAAACUUUCUUGUGAUACUUUGGUUCAAAAUGCACCUAGAAAGCCCCUAAACAGGCACCCAGUUUAGGAGCAAUUAAAACAAUGUUUAAAAAUCUAUCAAAAGAAAUAACCAUUUUUAUAAUUCAAAUAUCAAAAACUAAAAUAUCCUUAAAAUCUUGCUAUUUUUGGAUGAAGAGUGAUUGUAAUAAGUUUUAAUACUUUUAAGUAAAAAAAUAGCUCGAAAGGUGCUACAUUUGUGCUUAAGUCAGAUGCAACGGAAAUUAAAAACUCUCACACACAUAUAUAAAAAAUAACAAAACUUUUCAACAUUUCUAAAACCUUGAAAAAUAAGAAAAAUAUUUUAAAAAUGUACAUUAAUCAGUUUAAAAAUAUGUAGAUGAUAUAGUGACUUAAAAAUGCUAAGAAUUUCAAAGUAGAACUUCCAGUAACAAUGCAUCUUGUAAUUUGCUGAACUUGUGCCAAGGAAUGGUAAAAAAAAAAUAAAAA